This is a messenger RNA of Eubalaena glacialis (North Atlantic right whale), 3792 nucleotides long. It is a transcript of the gene USP6NL, whose product is annotated as USP6 N-terminal like. The coding region runs from base 87 to 2579 and encodes 830 amino acids. Lineage: Eukaryota; Metazoa; Chordata; Mammalia; Artiodactyla; Balaenidae. The transcript has 14 exons. The record is from RefSeq and is a predicted model, not a curated record.
CAGGACAUGUAUUCCUCUGAGAAACGCUGGACAGCAGAUUUGGGUGUAGUGCCUGAUCGGGACCACGUACAAAGACAUCUCCAGUCAUGGAUUCAAACCAGGAUGUAGCAGUCAAACUUGCCCAGGAGCGAGCUGAAAUAGUUGCUAAAUAUGACAGAGGACGAGAAGGUGCAGAGAUUGAGCCUUGGGAAGAUGCUGAUUACCUUGUUUACAAAGUCACGGAUAGAUUUGGCUUCUUACACGAAGAGGAGCUCCCAUAUCAUAACGCAGCUAUGGAACGGCAAAAGCACCUGGAAAUUGAAAGAACUACUAAAUGGUUGAAAAUGCUAAAAGGAUGGGAAAAAUACAAGAACACUGAAAAGUUUCAUAGGAGAAUUUACAAAGGAAUCCCACUCCAGCUCAGAGGGGAAGUCUGGGCCCUCCUCCUGGAGAUCCCGAAAAUGAAGGAAGAAACCAGAGACCUAUACAGUAAAUUAAAACACAGAGCACGGGGUUGUUCACCUGAUAUCAGACAAAUAGACCUUGAUGUCAACCGCACAUUUAGGGACCAUAUCAUGUUUAGGGACAGAUAUGGUGUGAAGCAGCAAUCCCUGUUCCACGUUCUUGCUGCAUAUUCCAUCUACAAUACGGAAGUUGGGUACUGUCAGGGGAUGAGCCAGAUCACAGCUUUACUCCUCAUGUAUAUGAAUGAAGAAGAUGCCUUCUGGGCCCUGGUCAAACUGUUCUCGGGCCCCAAACAUGCCAUGCAUGGAUUUUUUGUCCAUGGUUUUCCCAAACUCUUGAGGUUUCAAGAACAUCAUGAAAAAAUACUGAAUAAAUUUUUGUCCAAGCUUAAGCAGCACUUGGAUUCUCAAGAAAUCUACACAAGUUUUUACACAAUGAAAUGGUUUUUUCAAUGUUUCCUUGAUCGGACUCCCUUUACACUAAACCUCAGAAUAUGGGACAUCUAUAUCUUUGAAGGAGAACGAAUUCUUACUGCUAUGUCUUACACAAUCUUAAAAUUACACAGAAAACAUCUUAUGAAAUUGUCUAUGGAAGAACUUGUGGAAUUUCUUCAGGAGACCUUGGCAAAGGAUUUUUUCUUUGAAGACGACUUUGUAAUAGAGCAGCUCCAGAUUUCUAUGGUGGAACUAAAGCGGGCAAAGUUAGACCUUCCAGAACCUGGUAAAGAGGAUGAAUUUCCAAAGAAACCUUUGGGACAACUUCCCCCUGAAUCUCAAUCAGCUGGCGUCAGUCACCUGAGCAACGGACAGAGGAGUGUGGGCAGGUCAAGUCCGCAUCCGGAGGGCAGGAGAGAGAGCGGCUCGUCACCUUACAAAGCCCACGAGCAUUCCCCUCCCCGUCAAAGUAGAACAGGUACCCCCGAGAGGGCGCGGCAGCUGCAGCGGAAGUCGGUGGACGAGGAGAGUAAAAAGCUUAAAGACGAGGUGGAUUUUCAAAGGAGACUUCCAUCGGGUCCACAGGACAAUUCCAGGCAGUAUAACCACGCAGCCGCUAACCAGAAUAGCAACGCCACUUCACACGUCAGGAAGGAGUUUGUGCCCAAAUGGAAUAAGCCGUCAGAUAUCUCAGCUAUUGAGAAAACUGCCAAGUAUGCCAUUGAAGGGCGAAGUCGGGCCGCACACCCCACGCCGAGAGUCGCCGUCCCCGGUUCCGCUGAUGCGCGGCCCCCCAGCAUCAGGCAGAAGGUGAAGGUGCUGGAUGCGGAUGAAGGGAAGCGUGGCUCCACCGCCUCACAGUACGACAACGUACCCGGGGACGGUGCCAGCGCGGCCCUGGAGCAGGCGCUGGAGAGGGCGCGCUCCCAGAGCCCCCGGGGCGCGGCCUACGCUCACAGCCCCCGGAGGCACGCUGAGCCCAGCUCCAGUCCCUUCGCAGCCCCGAACGCGUUUACUUUCAAAGUACAGCCUCCAGGUUAUGCAAAACAUCCAUCCCAGUCAGACAGGGAGGAUCGAGGGGCAGCGCACCCCCCGUCUUACAGUGAGCCCCCCACUUACCAGGGCAGUUCUCCGAAACGCAUCCCUGCUGCUAACAGCAGCUUUGUGUCUCCACUGUUUCCCCACGGGACGCCAGUGAAUCCUUCCCGGAGACCUUACGGUUCUACUCUUUCGACUGAUGUUUCUCCAGAGAAAUCUUACAGCCGCCCAGCUCCUCUGGUCCAGCCGUCCAGUCGAAUAGAAGUUCUCCCUGUUGAUAUUGGUGCUGGGGGAUAUUCGGGCAAUUCAGGGUCACCAAAGAAUGGGAAAUUCCUCCUUCCUCCAGUGGAUUGUUUGCCAGAUAACGGAAAAUGGUCGGAAGUUGGUUACACAUUGAGACCGGAGAUGCACGGACAGUCGUGGACUCGUGAUGCCAACCGUAGCCACUUAAGCAGUUUACCCGAAUACCCCACCUUUCAACAUGUCCCCUAUCAGGACCACACCCUCCCUGCAGUUUCAGUAGAUAGUCCGGUGCGGUAUCGAACUUCCCCAGCUCUGGAAGAUGCCAAUUCAUCUGGGUAUCAGUAUUCAGGUCCCUCGCCUCCAGUAUAUCACUACAGGAAUCGGGAUGGACUCUGUAUCCAGGAAUCAGUAUUGCUGUGAGAAUUGAUCUGUACUUGCUGCAGACGAGAGAAUAGAAACCAUAUGAAACCAUACAUUGCUAUGUUGAUAAUUGCCAAAGCAGUAUUUUAUACAGUUGUGAACAACUCGCACAAUUCUCUUGUAUGUCAGUAAUAAGAGUAUAUGGAAGUGAUUUCAUCCCCACCUAGAUGCUGCUUAAGAUGAGCUUUUAACUUGCAUCAUCACUGAACCUGUUAAAAAGAAUUUAACCUGGAAACAUAGCAAUAGUAUUUAGGGAUGCACGCACGGUUUCAUUUAUAUCUUUCUCCAAAAUCUGAAUAUUUGUACUCUGUUAGCCCAUUCUAUUUUGAGUAAUGAUACAAAGCACUGAAAAACUGUAGAAUAGAUAUUUUUAAGGCUAUGUGUAGUGUACGUGUCUUUCAAUAGAUACUAUAUGCAUCUACGCAUACACGUUUGAACACAGAACUAAAGAAAUGUUUAAAAAAAAAAAAACAACUACUUUUCAUCUAGAUCCAUGGAAUAAUUUAUUCUUCUUCUUUUCCCUACCUUGUCUUUUGGUCAAGUUUUUUUUUCCCCCCCUUAUAUUUUUAACCCAGGUCCUAAACCGACUUGAGGGUUUGCCCUGGCUUAAUUCAGCAUCUCACGGAAUGCCCAGCUUUCUCGUUCAGUUGCUCAUUCAGUUUUCAAUCUGAAAAUGAAAGACAUUGGAGAGAAAGGCUAACCACUUAAUGGUGCUUAAAAUCGGGGCAGUUUAGUUUUAUGACCAAAGGUGCAGCACGCAAUGUAUCCGUGUUCACUGAGAGAUCAGCUUUCGUGCGUCUGUGCCCUUUUUUCUGGUCUGACCCUCGCAAAGCUCAGGGCAGAGUGUUCCUUGCCAGAUGCCCAGGAAGUGUACACACAGCCCUCCGGCGGACGCCAGCAGGAGAAGCUGCAAGCUACUGAUCAUCAAGCACUCACACGGGGCAGCAGAACAAAUUCCUUUACACUCAUUUGAAAGCAAGAUUAACAAUAUGGUUACUUCUUACUUCUCCCCCUUAAAUUACUGUGGAGUCUCCCCGCAAAGGGCCCCGGGGUGGCAUUCACAUGGUCUUUUCCUGGCCCUCUUCUUUAAAGAAUGUAGUCAGUGAAUAUUGCUGCUCGUAGGCCAUUAAAUUAUAUCUGUGUAAAAUUGUAAAAAAUGAUCCUAAUUAUUACUAGGAACCUCAGAUUUUGGUGGUUUUUCUUUUUUUUAAAU